Molecule: messenger RNA, 4059 nt
Organism: Herpailurus yagouaroundi (jaguarundi)
Lineage: Eukaryota; Metazoa; Chordata; Mammalia; Carnivora; Felidae
Product: forkhead-associated domain-containing protein 1
Exons: 29
Coding region: 1-3948 (1315 amino acids)
Source: RefSeq, a predicted model, not a curated record
AUGAAGGCUGUCCCCAGGAACUGGUGGUGUGAUGGUGCAAUGUGGAGACCACCCCCAGCUGAUCGGACCCUCCUCCGACUCUCUCCUCUGCCCCUGCAGGUACCUUGGCCAAGACCCCAGCCACCUGCGGCCACACAGCAGUCGCAACAGUCCCCCCCACCUCUGCAGAUGCCCUUCCCCCUGGGGAUCCGGCCCACACCAGUGCAGAGGAGCUGGUCCCAGGGGGUUCCCAGGCCCACCAUGGUCCCUCCUGCCUGUCACAAGCGGCCCAUGAGCGCCGGAGGGAAGAUGUUCUCCUUUGUGAUGGAUGGCGUCUACAGGCCUCCCAUCAUCAAGCAAGUGUGGACCAACACUGUGGAACUGUCAGAACCGUCAGUGGCCGAAGGGAUUCCCGAGGCAGGACCUUCCGGGGAGAUUUAUGCGGACCAGGACUCAGACCAGCAGGAUAAGGAUGAAAUCAUUCUGCUGCUGGGGAAAGAAAUCGGCCGUCUCUCGGAUUUUGAACUUGAAUCCAAAUACAAAGACGUCGUGAUAGCGAACCUGCAGAACCAAGUGGCCAACCUGAGUCAGAGGCUGUCGGAGAAAACCUCCUCCAGGCAGAAGGAGAGGGGCACCUCACAGAACUUCCAGGUUUUGGAUGAAGACAUCGAUGCCAAACAGAGAGAGAUCGAGAGCUUGAAAAGCCAGAUCAGUGCCCUGCAGAAAGGCUACAACCAGGUGCUCUGCCAGACCCUGUCUGAGAGGAACUCAGAAAUCACAUCCCUGAAGCACGAGGGCGAGAACCUGAGGAAGGACAAUGCCGUCACCUCAGGGAUGGUGUCAUCUUUGCAAAAGGAAGUGUCAACAAGGGAUGAGCAAAUUCAGCAACUCACACAAGAGGUGAACCAACUAAAAAGUGAGAACAAAGAAAAGGAACAUCAGCUUGAAGCCCUCAGCUCCAGAUGCUACAUGCUGAAAGAAGAACUGAGAAAGGAGGAUUCUCAGAAGGAGCACCAGGAAGCCCAAGGGAAAGAGUUAAAACUCUGCAAAAUUCAAAUCCAAGACAUGGAGAAAGAAUUGAGGAAGCUCAGGGAGGAGCUGAAGAAGAGUUCUACUGAACAGAGCAUGAUCUCCAAAACGCUGCGAGAAAAGAGUAAGGUUGAAGAGAAGCUUCAGGAGGAUUCCAGAAGGAAAUUGCUCCAGCUGCAAGAAAUGGGGAACAGAGAGAAUCUCAUUAAAGUCAAUUUGGAAAGGGCAGUAGGUCAGCUGGAGCAUUUCAGAACUCAAAUCAUCAAGGCCACCUACGGACAGGUGAAGCCGUUCCUGGACAGAUCCGUCACCGAUCAGCAGUUAAUAGAGAAGAUUACCCAGGUCAUGGAGGACAGCAUCAACCUUCAGCAGAAAAAAUGGACCCUGCAGAAGGAGACUCAGCUCCACAGCUCCAAACGGGAGGAAAUCACAGAGAACGUUGAGAAGCUGAAGACAUCUUUAGACAACUGCCAGGCGUGCAUGAAAAUGUCCUGCUCUAGCAAGGACCUGAAGAAGGAGGUGGACGUGCUUCAGAGCCUUCAGGUGAGCCCGCCCGUUUCAGGGCUCCAGAAGGUGACACUGGACAUCUUGCGCCUGGCGCUGUCCUGGCUGGAGGACACGGAGCGUCUCCUCGGGGAGGUCGGGAUCCAGUUAUCCAGCUCCGACGCAGGAUUGUCUCUGUAUUUGGAAUAUCUUCUGAUACAUUACAAGAAAAUUACAAACCAAAGCCAGGAACUUCAGAUCAAGAUCCACAGCUCUCAGGAAGCUCAGCAGUCUUUCAUGCAAGAGAAGCUGCAGGAGCAUCUGGCAGAGAAGGAGAAGCUGAAUGAGGAUAGGCUCCAGCAAGAGGAGAAGCUGAGAGACAGAAUCAAGCAGCUGUUGGAAGAGAAGGAGGAUUUGGAGGAAAGCAUUGCUCAAGAGAAAAACAGAGCAAAAGAAGCAUUAGAAGAAGAACAGAAGAGAGUCCAAGAGCUGGAGAAUCGCCUAACCCGCCAGCAGAAGGUUUGGGAGGAAAGCAUUGCUCAAGAGAAAAACAGAGGGAAGGAAGCAUUAGAAGAUGAACAGAAGAGAGUCCAAGAGCUGGAGAGUCGCUUAACCUGCCAGAAGGAGAUCUCAGAGAGCAGCAUCGCCUACGAGAAACACAAAGCAAAAGAGGCCAUAGAGAAGGAAAAGAAAAAGGUGCGAGAUCUGGAGAACCGAAUAACCAAGCAGAAGGAGGAAAUAGACUUGAAAGUGCAAAAAGAAGAUGUUUUAAAUAAUAAGUUAAAUGACGCGCUGGCCAUGAUAGAAGAGAUUCAGAAAACCAAGAUGGCUGAGAGCCUGAAAGCUGAGAGCCUCAGCAUGAAAUUAAACGAAACGUUAGCCGAACUGGAAACGGCCAGGACAAAAAUGACGGUGAUGGAGGAGCGGCUGCAGCACACAGUAAAGGCCCUCCGGGACGAACAGGAAGCACAGAAACACGGAUUUGAAACCGAAGUCGUGGAAUACAAGGAGCAAAUCAGACAGCACUCCCAGACGAUCGUGAGCCUGGAAGAAAGGCUGCAAACAGUGACCGCGCGCCACAGAAAGAUAGAAGGAGAGAUUGCAACUCUGAAGGACAACGACCCAGCCCAGGAGGAGGUGAUGCAGCGAGAGCCCCCCGCGGUGCCUCCGACGGAGACCAGUGUCAAAGACGAAGUGGGUGACACCUUGAUAGGGGAUCUACUGGCCGCUCAGAAGGAAAUCCUGUCUCAGCAGGAGGUCAUCAUGAGGUUACGGAAAAACCUCACGGAAGCCCACAACCGAAUGUCAGACUUGAGAGGGGAGCUUAAUGAAAAGCAGAAGAUGGAACUGGAGCGGAACGUGGCCCUGGUCCAGCAACAAAGCAACGAACUAAAAGCGCUCAAGGAAAAGAUGGCGCAGCUGACUGGCCUGGUGGAAAAGAAGGACAGGGAGCUGGAGGUCCUCAAGGAGGCACUCAGGGCCUCUCAAGAGAAACACCGAGUCCAGCUGCACAAGGAAAAGGAACAGAAGCCCAAGAACAUGACCCAGAUGUGUGACAUCUCAGUGCAGAUGGAACCCGUCCACACUGACAUUUUCUCGAGCAGUCAGGAGGAUUCCUUCAGUGAUCUAGGGGCCAAGUGCAAAGGGUCCCGACACGAGGAAGUCAUUCAGCGUCAGAAAAAAGCCUUGUCUGAACUGCGUGCACGAAUUAAGGAGCUGGAGAAGGCGUCCUCGGCAAAUCCUAAGGACCACCCGAAUGAAUCAUUUCUAGACUCAAAGGCUGUCAGAAUGGAAACAAAUGUCCAGAAGACAUCGGACGCAAAACCUGACGUGCCAGCUUUCUCAAGAAUAGAGAUCAGAGCGCCUCGGAACGGCCCUGUCAACUCAGCCGUCCCGGACGUCAAGUCAGGGAAGAUGGAUGUGGUUGAGGCUUUAGAUCUCAGUGAAAAGUUGUACAUGGACAUGAGCGAAACACUCGGGAGCCUGAUGAACAUCAAGGACAUGUCAGGUCACAUAUCCAUGAAGUACCUCUCCCCCAAAGAGAGAGAGAGAGUCAACCAGCUCCGACAAAGGGACCUCGAUCUGGUGUUCGAGAAGAUCACCCAACUCAAGAGCCGGCUGGAGAGAAAAGAGGAGCUUUUGAGAGGCUACGAGAAAGACAUAGAACAGCUCAGGCAGAGCAAAGUAUCCGUGCAGACGUACCAGUCACAGGUGGCCAAGCUGGAGGACAACAUCCACAAAGAGGCCGAAGAGAAGGCCCUGUUGAAGGAGGCCCUGCAGCGCGUGGAGCUCCAGCUGUACCAGGAGAAGAGGUUCAACAGGGCCAUCAGGCAGCAGAAGGUUGGAGCCAGAAAAGCCACCCAAAAGAUGGACCAAGAAAGGGAGACACCGAAGGGAGAAACAUCCAGCAAAUCCAGCCAGAGCCUUCUGUUUUCCAAGCCCGGUAGCAGGAACUAGAAAUGCCAUCCCGUCGGGCCUUGCGUGAUGCUCCGUGAGUCCCAUAUGUGACCCUUCUGUGUCAAAAUAGUAAGAUGCUUUUAUAGGACUUUAAAGGUUGUUACCCCAGUA